CUCGUAUUAUAAAUACUGAAUGUAAAUGGACCGAAGCUGAAUUAAAAAAUUGCCUCAAAAAACUGACGGUUUGUCCAUGUGUCCAUGCUCUUCUCGUAUCUCCACGUCCUGGAUCUCUGAAGCAGCAGCGAGCAGCAGACACACGAGUUGCCGAACCGGGCAUUGGUGAAUCUUGAUUCUUGUAAUUGAUUGGGGCGGUCAUGGGCGUCUGGACGGGACUCAGUCUAGCUUCUCGUGCUUCUUAUUCGUGACGCAGAACCUGGGGUUCUGUUAGAAUACUCAGUUCAAAACAAUUAGAGCUUGGGGCUCUCUUGAUUUGAAUUAAUUUGUAAAUUGAAGGAAGUUUGAGAGAGAUAAAUUGGUAUUUAGGCUUUUGUUCUUAUUUACAAAGUUCUUCAACGUUCUGGUCAAAUUAUAGGUAUGGACUUGUCUGCCCUUCAGACCUUGAGCAUGUUUUGAGUUUGAGAAGUUUGAUAGGUCUUGCUUUGAGAAAGUAGAAGACACAAACCAUUGAUUUUCGGAUGGGGCAUUCUGGAGCUGUAUGGGAAUGGGACUAUAAAUCGGCAAUUAUGACUACGAAAGAUAGGAAUGGGAUUGAUCAAAUUGUGCUUCGGAAUUCACAAGGUGCAUCAGCAAAGGUGAGCUUGCAUGGGGCACAAGUCACUUCAUGGAGAAAUGAGAAAGGUGAAGAACUCCUAUUCACCAGCAGCAAGGUAAUUCCCAAGGCUCCAAAAACAAUACGGGGAGGAAUUCGAAUCUGUUUUCCACAGUUUGGAAGCUGCGGCUCAUCAGAAUUGCAUGGAUUUGUAAGAAAUAAGAUGUGGAAAAUUGAUGAUAAUCCUCCCCCUCUACCUGCUGCAUAUGAUCAUGAAGGGAAAUCCUUUGUUGACUUGCUACUCAAAUCAACCGAAGAGGAUAUGAAGUGUUGGCCACAUAGUUUUGAGUUUCGCCUUAGGGUGUCCCUUGCAACAGAUGGAGACCUGACUUUGAUAUCACGAGUCAGGAAUGUCAAUGGCAAGCCGUUUAGUUUCUCAUUUGCAUAUCACACAUAUUUAUUGGUUUCUGAUAUUAGUGAGGUGAGGAUAGAAGGUCUGGAGACACUUGACUACCUGGACAACCUUUUCCAGAGGGAACGCUUCACUGAACAAGGCGAUGCGAUAACAUUUGAGUCUGAGGUGGAUCGAGCCUAUCUUAGCUCUCCAAAUGUAAUUGCUGUUCUAGAUCAUGGGAGGAAGAGGACAUUUGUGAUAAGAAAGGAAGGUCUACCUGAUGUUGCUGUCUGGAACCCAUGGGAUAAGAAAUCAAGAUCAAUGGCAGACUUUGGAGAUGGGGAGUAUAAGCAGAUGCUUAGUGUUGAUGGGGCGGUGAUCGAGAAGCCUCUCACCUUGAAGCCGAGUGAGGAAUGGACUGGGCGGCUGCAGCUGUCCAUUGUGCCAUCGAGUUUCUGCAGUAUACCUAUACUGGCAUCCAUGUCUUCCCAUUGCUAUAGCGAUAUAUUUUCAGUUUCGUAUGGUCGAAGCACGCAGAAAGAAAGAGAGCGAAGUGUAUAGUGAAACUGAUUAGCUUCGGCAACCUAUACCGCAUCGAGCGAGGAAUACCAUACUAGAAUAGCUCUGCUGAGUACACAUGCCGCCUAUGCAAUUAAUAAAAAAAAUGUUUAAUUAUGAUACAUAAAAAAUGACCAUUGCAGUGAUUUUUAAAUUAUAUAUGAUACAGAAAAUAUGUGGCCAGAGUCCAGACAAACGCAUCGUGUAUGAUAUGUGUAUGGCUCUCAUUCUGCUACACCCACAUAUUUGCUUCUGAUUAAGUGACUUUCCUUCUAGUUUCUCAA
This is a messenger RNA of Prosopis cineraria, 1831 nucleotides long. Its product is annotated as putative glucose-6-phosphate 1-epimerase. The coding region runs from base 522 to 1550 and encodes 342 amino acids. The transcript has 11 exons. The record is from RefSeq and is a predicted model, not a curated record. Gene Ontology annotation, molecular function: isomerase activity; carbohydrate binding. NCBI's taxonomy places the organism in Eukaryota, Viridiplantae, Streptophyta, Magnoliopsida, Fabales, Fabaceae. Gene Ontology annotation, biological process: carbohydrate metabolic process.